Messenger RNA from Staurois parvus, 1375 nucleotides. The record is from the annotation of a GenBank genome assembly. Lineage: Eukaryota; Metazoa; Chordata; Amphibia; Anura; Ranidae.
UGUGUUUUCUUGCAGGUUGCCUGUUGCUGCGGCACUGCAGCCUGUGCACUAUGCUGCACUUGCUGCCCAGGGAUCAAACAGUCUACAAGCACUCGCAUCAUGUACGCCAUCUUCUUCUUCCUUAUUACUGUGCUCUGUGCUGUGAUGAUGUCGCCAACCGUGGCUAAAUUACUGGAAAAUCACAUUCCAUUUUAUGGAGAUAUCUGUGAGCAGCUGAAGGCCGGGGAUAAUUGUGAGAAGCUAGUUGGAUAUUCGGCUGUGUACAGAGUGUGUUUCGGGAUGGCUUGUUUCUUCUUUAUACUCUUUAUCGUGAGUAUAAACAUCAAAAACAGCAGAGGCUGUCGAGCUGCCGUCCACAAUGGAUUCUGGUUUGUCAAGUUUCUGAUUCUUGUAGCAAUGUGUUCUGGAGCCUUCUUCCUACCUGAUCAAGAUACAUUCCUUCUAGUGUGGCGCUAUAUUGGUGCAAUAUUUGCCGUUUUCUUCUUGGUUAUCCAACUCACGUUACUUGUGGAAUUUGCUCAUAAAUGGAAUAACAAUUGGCACUCAGGAACGGCACAUAAUAAACUUUGGUAUGGGGCAUUGGCGCUGGGCAUUCUGUUACUGUACACCAUUGCUGUGGGAGCCCUUGGCCUACUGUCAUGGUUCUACACCCAUCCUGAGCAUUGUCUCCUCAACAAAAUCCUGCUGGGCGUCAAUGGUGGCCUUUGCUUACUUUUGACACUUGUGUCCAUAUCACCAUGUGUACUUAAACAAAACCCACAGUCUGGAUUGCUGCAGUCAGGUAUGAUCAGCUGCUAUGUGAUGUACCUGACCUUCUCUUCUUUGUCCAACAAGCCGCCAGAGACAAUUCUGGAUGAGUCUGGGAAGAACAUAACAAUCUGUGUGCCCCACUUUGGUACUGGUAUAAACCAAGAUGAGCGGCUAGUCUCAGUGCUGGGUGCUGUCAUCAUGCUUGGCUGCAUUUUGUAUUCCUGUCUUACCUCAACCACACGUUCAAGUUGGGAUGCUUUGAGGGGAAGAUACGCCCCACCAGGGGAAGAGGUUGCACGUUGCUGCUUUUGCUUCGGCUCCAGCAGAGAUGGCCAUGAAGGCCGAGUAGAAGUUCGAGGAGGACAAAAAGUGGCCUAUGAUGAAGAAGAGAAAGACUUUGUACAACUAUGCCCGCUUCCACUUCAUCUUUUUCCUAGGCACAUUCUAUAUGAUGAUGACGAUCACCAACUGGUUUCAUUACAACCACGCUGAUAUAGAAAAGCUGUUUACCGGCAGCUGGUCCCCCUUCUGGGUUAAGAUGGGAUCCUGCUGGUUGUGCAUUGUGCUCUACCUCGGCUCUCUGAUGCUUCCCAUUUGCUGCAACAGCGGAGGAUAUGUGGUUUAG